Molecule: messenger RNA, 4424 nt
Organism: Anopheles stephensi (Asian malaria mosquito)
Lineage: Eukaryota; Metazoa; Arthropoda; Insecta; Diptera; Culicidae
Gene: Syngr
Product: synaptogyrin
Exons: 4
Coding region: 434-1117 (227 amino acids)
Cellular component (GO): neuromuscular junction; synaptic vesicle membrane
Source: RefSeq, a predicted model, not a curated record
CGCUAGUGAGAACGGACGGACACGGUACACGCUGAGAACACGGAACUCUCGUCAAAUGGCACGAGAGUGGAUAGAAAAUUCUGAGCAACCCUAAGGUAUCGUUUUUCACUCCCGACUGCUGUAGGGGGUGGAUUUGGCCAGUUUCGAUUUGCUUGUGGGUGAAUGAACAACACCAGCGUAAUAUCGGUGCGAGGCCUACUACGAUUUGUUUGCGAUUGUUGGUGUGACAGUGUGGUGACCUAGGAAGGCGAAAAAACGGGCUCUGCUUGAGAUUUUCACUGUUGAACUCGACACACAGGCACGGUUUUGGUCUAAUUAUUUAGCACAGCAGCAACAACGACGACUGUGUGGUGCGUGGCCGUGCGCGAGUGUGUUGACAAGUGGUGCAAAUUAGCAUUCAAGUAGCGACAGGCGACACACACGAAAAAUCAAGAUGGAUAUCGGAGGCGCAUACGGUGGCGGUAAAGCGGGCGGUGCAUUCGAUCCCAUUGCAUUCGUACAGCGUCCAACGGUCAUACUGCGGGCCGUUUGCUGGCUGUUUGCAAUCAUCGUGUUCGGGUGUGUAUCGUCCGAGGGCUGGCGGGAGGAGGCGAACGGCAAAGAGUAUUGCAUAAUUAAUCGCGAUGGUAAUGCCUGCAACUAUGCGGUCGGCAUCGGUGUGAUCGCUUUUCUCGCCUCGAUGGGAUUCAUUGCGGGCGAGUAUUUGUUCGAGCAGAUGUCGUCGGUAAAGACGAGAAAGCACUACGUGCUGGCCGAUCUUGGCUUCUCGGCUUUCUGGUCCUUCCUGUUCUUCAUCGGCUUCUGCUAUCUUACCAACCAGUGGGGCAAAGCGGACGACCCACCGAACGGUGAGGGCGUUAACAACGUGCAAGCUUCCAUCGUGUUUUCGUUCUUCUCGAUCUUCACCUGGGCCGGCUGUGCGUACUUUGCGUUCCUGCGCUUCAAGGCCGGCGUAGAUCCAUCGUUCUCCUCGACCUACGAAUCGGAUCCGAGCGCUGCCCAGCAGUACGCCGCCUAUCCGGCUUCGAACGAUAACGACCAGUUCCAGGAGGCACCGUUCUCCGGUCAGCAGCAGCAGCAGCAACAACAGCGAGACUACUCGCAGCCUACGUACUAAAUAAGCAGACGACCAUAAUAUAUCCGCGUUGCAUCCGGAUGCGCUCGGGUGCAAGGAUUCGAACGCAAGUUCUUUUCGGUAAACAUUUUGUCAAUGUUUGCAGUUGAAAUCAACAGUAAAAAAAGUCUCUUCCUUUUGGGCACAAAUAAGACAUGUGCGAGAAGGUGAGCAGAAUCGACGGUUUGCAAACGAAGUAUUCGGUUUUUGUUAUUUAAUACGAAAAACCUCAUUUGAAGGAAGUGAAGAUCGAUGAUUAUAAUUUAACAAAUUAAAUUAUUCGAGAGUCGCAUCUCUUAACGCAACUAAGAACCAAAUUCCCCAACCCCUACAUUCACAAUAGGAUAGAACCUGUUUGGCGUUAAAGAUUUUGGUUUUUGGACAAACUAGCAUUCGGAUUCGGCUUGUGGAAAAUUGCUCGACCCAGUAAACAACCUUCCAUGAAAGGUUACGCGGAACGGGAGAAAAAGUAUAUUAAAAGUAUGUUACCAAAGAGUAUUGGAAUCACACCGAAAUACGUUGACGGGAGUGUGUGUGUGUGUAAUGAAUUAAAACAAGCUAAAUCGUGUUUGUAACUGUAGUAUGAAUGUAUAAAGGUAUACAAACUCAAUGACUGUGUACGUUGUCGGUGUAAAAUAAACGAACCGCAGCGGCGAUCAGUCAGACGGUACGGAAUAGAGCCAGUCUACAUUAUACCACCUGGAACAAUGUAAACAGUAGCGGAAAAUAUUAUUAAACAUCCUAUCAGUUGAAUUGAUUCUUUGAAAACACAGAACACAUUCCAGACUCGCUUCCUGAAACUCGCUGAUCUUCAUAAACAUCCCUUCUAACGCCCUUUGGGGGCGAAAAAAAAAGACGAGUUUUUAAACAGGAUGUUUGAACGAUUGGGAGGAAAACAUCAAACGGCAUUUAAAUAAUGAGAAGCGUUGAUUAGUAUUAUAUAGCGAUUAUUAUUUCAACCGAAGACUUAAAUAAUCCUUAGCAUAAUACGGUUUGAGUUAGUGCCACAGUUGUAACGAAAAAGAUAUUUAUUGAACUAAAAGAACUUAAAAUAAUUAAUUUAUUUAAAAAAUUGGUGAAAUCACGCGCUUAAACAAUACGAAGUGCGUUACAACUAGAUCACUAUGAUUUUUAAAGUUCUGCAAAAUAAAGCAUGAAAAAGCUUUUAGUUUGUCGAUAAAGGACAAAGAUUUUAGCUCAUGCUCAUGACACACCGUGCGAUAAUCAAAGGAAGGCGAAAUAGAAUAAAAUUUUCACCAAAGCCCCCUCCUGUUCCGGCAACUAGAAUCAGCCAUAUCGAAUCUCAACCUCUUGCCCACCUUCAUCAACAAACUUCGGUACAAUCGAUUGCUUCACAUACACACACAAACAUUUAUUGCGCUACUGCAGAAAUUGGACGUAACGGAACGAAGCGGAACAUGAAAUGUAUUAAGAAAGCAAAAAAAAAGAAACAUUGUCGAACUAUUUGUUAGAAAUGGAGUGCGUAACAAUACCAUCAUACUUUAUAUGCUUAAAGUACCGAACAUGUGGUUAAAUCUUAUGAAAGCUGUUUCAUUACGAAAGCAACAAGCAACAACCAACCAAACACUCACACAUAGUUGUACUGCAACAAUCAUACCCUAUUCUUACAUGCCGAGCUGGUAAAGUGUUGAUUUGUGAAAAAUAAAAUGCGAAAAAAAACGCAACACAAAUUGCAAUUUUGGAUUGGUGUAAGGGUGCUUCCUCUCCAGCAGCAGUAGCAGCAGGGACCCACGGCUGACAUACAUUUGGACACAGAGUUGGAGAGAAGGCAGUAUCAAAGCUCAUGGCUCAAUCCCAAUACCGCAAUCUCACACAAAACACACACACAUAACUCACACACUCGUUGCUAAAGGUAAAUAAUUAUUGAUAAUAAUAGAAGAAGAAAAAACACAAAUAACAAAACACAUUUAAAACAAAAACGAAAUCACAAAUCGGAUCCAAAACAAUGCGUGUGAGAAAAAAAGAAGAAAAGAAAGCUGUGUGUGUUCUGUAGCUGACAUAUAAAAGAGAGCGUUAAGAAAAUAUUAUUAGAACAGAAAACAAAACAAAAACGACAUGAGAAAUUACAAACAAAAAACACAUAAUUAGCUGAACGAUGAAUAGAGAACAAAAACAGCAACAAAAUCAGAUAUGAGAACGAAACACAAAAAAAUAAAUAAAACAAAAUCCUUUAAUUCCUUCCUACCCCAAUGUUUAGUUAAGUUAGCAAACCAUAAUCGGAGCCUACUUUUAAAUGCAGCUUGACAUCGGUUCGAAAUACACACACACCAUCACGUGGAAUAAGUUCAACGCAAAAACACACUGACGCAACCAAAGUAACGGAAAACAAAAGAAAAGAAAAAAACAAAACCAAUGUUAUAAAUAUACAUCGUGCACUAUUUAUAUAUGAAAUACAAGUUUCACCGAGCUGAAAGCUAUAACAAGAAGUAAACAGAGAGAAAAGAGCGAAAAAAGUGUUAAAGAAGCAAAGCAAAAAUUGAAAGUAAUACAAACAAAAGAAAAGCAAAAAUGGAAAUCCACUCUCAAACACUACGCAGAAACAUUGACAAAUACACGUACGUUACCGUUUGAACAGAGAGUAUAGAAACACAAAAGACGAUAUAAAGAUAAAUUAAAGAAAACAAAACAAAGAUCGAUAUAUUUACUUGCUGGUUGCAUUGUAGUGAGCAUUCGUUUCGUUGUUAUAAAGUGUGUGCGAAACCUAUUGUAAAUAGAAACAAUAAGGACGUCAACCAAGAAAACAAAGGAAGAAGAAGGCGAGGAAGAAGAAAAAAGUGGGAGAAGAAAAUGGUAGUAUAAAAAACAGAGCAAACACAAGAAAUUGGAUACCUAUGGGGCUAUAGCAAACUAGUACAGUCGACACACAAAACAAACGAUUACAGCGCGGGCACAUUGUGCUGUAAACGAAUUGUUUUAUUUUGCCGGAUAGAUUGUAAUAAUUUGCAAAGUUUUUUCUUGUUUUUUUAAGUUGCUGUUUUAGGGUGCUAUUUCGCUGCUGUAAGUUAUUUUAAUUAUUUAUUUUUGUGUUGAGUUAAAUGUAUUUGUAUGCGUUCAUUUUUCCAAAUAAUUCCAGCGUGACUUAAUUCUAUUUACUUUGCGCUUCGUUAGCGAUAAGAGCGGCAUAAGUGUUUGUGAAAAAUAAAACCAAACAAAUUAUGAGUUGUGUAUUACUACACUUAACUUUUAAUUGCUUUUGCAUUGUUUGUGUUAAAGAUACGUUGGUAUAAAGAAGGUACGAAUAGGAUGGGUAUGGAACAUACGUUAAUAAAUAAUAUCAAAUAACAAAAAA